GAGCUCGUACAGACUGGCGCCGUUGUCAGCGCUCACGGCUUGCGGGGUGAGGUGCGUGUCAUGCCGUUCACUGACUUCGUUGAGGAGAGAUUCUUCUCUCCAAACACGCAGUACUUGGAGGACGAGGCGCAGGGCCGUGGCGUGGGUGGGGAAUACAACAAAGCCCCGGGCUCGGUUUCCAAGAUUAGGAUCGUCAGCGGGCGUGAAGUAACCAGCCAGGGACGCGUCGAGUGCCUAAUCAAGAUUAAGGGAGUGAAUGACAGGAAUGCUGCAGCUGCCCUCAUUGGCAGGCGUCUCUUUGUCUCGUCGACGGACCGCCCUCAGCUGCGGGAAGAGCAGAAUGGUGACGGUGACGAUGAGUUCUACGCAUCCGAGUUGGAGGGUUGUGAGGUUAUCAUGAAGGAAGACGGGAAGCACGUGGGCGUCGUGAUUGAUAUCUAUCGGGGUGCAGGGGAGCAUGAUCUACUCAAGAUAUCUGUCCCGCCGCUGCCGAGCAGCGACGGAGAGGCGAGCGAAGAGAAACCUGCCACGAACAAAGGACCGAGUGAGCAUGUGUUCGUCCCGUUUGUGAAGGAAAUUGUGCCCGUCGUCGAUCUGGCACGCGGCGUGCUGGAGAUCACGCCGCCUGCUGGCCUUUUAGACCUUCGGCAAAAGUCCAAGCCUAAAAAGCGCCCAAAGGCUCGCGGGCCACCGCCGCCCAAAAAACAGCAAUGA
Micromonas commoda is the source of this 714-nucleotide messenger RNA. RefSeq lists its product with no specific name. Gene Ontology annotation, cellular component: ribosome. The record is from RefSeq and is a predicted model, not a curated record. The transcript has a single exon. Gene Ontology annotation, molecular function: ribosome binding. The annotation marks the transcript as partial. Lineage: Eukaryota; Viridiplantae; Chlorophyta; Mamiellophyceae; Mamiellales; Mamiellaceae. Gene Ontology annotation, biological process: rRNA processing.